UCCAAUGGUCGAUGAAAGGGUUAACAUGAGGUGUCGCAUCACUGAGGUCAAAGUCUCAACAACCACCAGACUAUGAAAAGAUAAAAAAUUCACAGACUUCACAAACACUUCUUUGGACUGCAAGACUAAUAUAAUGGAGAUUUCAAUAUUUACUGUCGAUGCUUUUACCAAUUUACCUUUCAAAGGUAACCCUGCAGCAGUUUGCCUUAUAGAGAAUGAACUUCAAGAUGAACUUUAUCAGAGCAUUGCUGCUGAAAUGAAUUUAUCAGAGACUGCUUUUAUUACAAGACGGAAUUCUAUGGAUUUUUCUUCAGGUGCAAGGUUUGGACUGCGCUGGUUUACUCCUAAAAGUGAGGUUCCACUCUGUGGACAUGCAACAUUAGCCUCAGCAGCAGUGUUGUUUUACAUUAAAGUAAGAAACACCCCUCCUUACAUGAUUAACAAUGUCAACCCGGUUGUGGUGUUUGAGACUCUGAGUGGGGAGCUGAAUGUGCGUCAACAUGGAGAAUCACUAAUUAUGGACUUCCCCUUAAACAAGCCAAAACCUCAGGACCAACAUGAAGUCAAAGAUCUUUUGAAAGCAAUUGUAGGAGACCUAACUAUUCAGGAUGUCUGCUAUUCAGAAACCACAAAGAAACUUAUGGUUUGUCUAGCUGACACAUGUGACAGGUCCAAACUUACAUCUUUGAAGCCAGAACCAGAUGCCCUGUUGAGGAUUGAGUCCACUGGUAAGAUUAAAGGCGUCAUUGUUACAAUGAAAGGAGCACCAACCGCACAUCCUGGAUAUGAUUUCUACUCUCGUUACUUUGCCCCUUGGUUUGGUAUUCCUGAAGAUCCAGUCACCGGGUCUGCUCAUACAGUGCUUGCUGGUUACUGGUCUGAGAAACUCGGGAAAAAGAAAAUGUUGGCUUACCAGUGUUCCAGUCGAGGGGGGGAGCUGGAGUUGGAACUAAGAGAUGAUGGUCGACUGGACAUUAGUGGUCGGGCACAGAUCAUUCUUCAAGGGACUCUUAAAAUCUAAACAAACUUCCACAAUUAACUCAAUAAAUAUGAGAAAAGAUUGAAUGAAAAUAAUAUGUCUGUUUGUCUCACUGAAAACAAAUAUCAGCAUAUUAAUCCGUUAAUGUUAGUUAAUGGCAAUGCAAUUAUUCAUCUUAGUCCAUUGUGCAUUAACUGAUUUUAUGUUUUUAAUUACACAUUUAAAAAAAAAAUAUGUAAGUAAAUGCGGAAAUAAACAUGAAAGAUUAAUAAA
Molecule: messenger RNA, 1252 nt
Organism: Triplophysa dalaica
Lineage: Eukaryota; Metazoa; Chordata; Actinopteri; Cypriniformes; Nemacheilidae
Product: phenazine biosynthesis-like domain-containing protein
Exons: 9
Coding region: 134-1021 (295 amino acids)
Biological process (GO): biosynthetic process
Cellular component (GO): cytoplasm
Molecular function (GO): isomerase activity
Source: RefSeq, a predicted model, not a curated record